UAUCCGUUUAUCAAAUUAAUUUGCUAUCUACGUAAUAUUUCAGUAACUUGAGUGAGUGUCUGUUGUGAUUAUUUGAAACAUGGGUGGUAAAGGUGGUAGCAGUGAUGGCGGUAGCGGUGGCGGUAAUGCAAAAAGUGGCGGUGGAGGAAAUUCUAGCAAAGGUGGUGGCAGUGGCGGUGGUUCAGGGGGUUAUAUGAAAGCCCCUGGUGGUGAUGGAUCUUACAUUUCAAGGGGAACAUUUGAAAACAACCCUCAGGGGUAUUUCAGUGGUCUGCAUGGUGCGGAUAAGGGCAACAAGAAGUAGUGCCAUUAAUUUGUUCUAAUGUUUUAAGCUGCAUGUUCUCUUAAAUAUGUAACUCUCGUGGUGAUCUAUGUCGUCACUAUAUCAAUAUAUAUAAAUAAACGCAGCUAUGAAUUACUGUUACUA
Glycine soja is the source of this 427-nucleotide messenger RNA. Its product is annotated as glycine-rich RNA-binding protein 8-like. NCBI's taxonomy places the organism in Eukaryota, Viridiplantae, Streptophyta, Magnoliopsida, Fabales, Fabaceae. The record is from RefSeq and is a predicted model, not a curated record. The transcript has a single exon. Bases 80 to 304 code for a protein of 74 amino acids.